Molecule: messenger RNA, 600 nt
Organism: Etheostoma spectabile (orangethroat darter)
Lineage: Eukaryota; Metazoa; Chordata; Actinopteri; Perciformes; Percidae
Gene: s100a1
Product: S100 calcium binding protein A1
Exons: 3
Coding region: 135-455 (106 amino acids)
Cellular component (GO): cytoplasm
Molecular function (GO): calcium ion binding; calcium-dependent protein binding
Source: RefSeq, a predicted model, not a curated record
CUGUCCGGAGGGAGACACCUAUCUGAUUCUGAUUGCUUUGCACACAGGUGAGAGGAGCCUAUAUAUAACUGAUGAGAUGAGAGCUGAAGCCACUUCCACCAGCAGCUGUUAGGGUCAGUGGUCAGGAUUUAAACAUGUGUUCCCACUUGCAAACUGCUAUGGAGGGCCUCAUCGCCGUGUUCCACUCCUACUCUGGAAAAGAAGGGGACAAGUACAAGCUGAGCAAAGCAGAGCUGAAGAACCUGUUACAGGGAGAACUCACCGAAUUCCUUGCGGCCAGCAAGGACCCCAUGGUGGUUGAGAAGAUUAUGCAUGACCUGGAUGAAAACAAGGACGGCGAGGUGGACUUCCAGGAGUUUGUCGUUCUGGUUGCUGCACUGACCGUUGCCUGCAAUGAAUUCUUCAUAGAUGAGGAUAAAAGCAUGAAAUGCAAGAAGGACCCUGGUUCCAAGUGAGACUAAGUCUAAUGUUUACAUUGAAUCAACUAAAUGUCAUUUUGGAUGCAUCCUAAUCACAGCACCUUGUAAUGUUGCAAAAGAGUACGUCACUACAAACUCAAUUUGUCUAUGAAAAGUCCAUCUUAAUAAAAAUGUUGUCUUG